Molecule: messenger RNA, 1530 nt
Organism: Canis lupus familiaris (dog)
Lineage: Eukaryota; Metazoa; Chordata; Mammalia; Carnivora; Canidae
Gene: NECTIN4
Product: nectin cell adhesion molecule 4
Biological process (GO): homophilic cell-cell adhesion; heterophilic cell-cell adhesion; symbiont entry into host cell
Cellular component (GO): adherens junction
Source: RefSeq, marked provisional
AUGCCUCUAUCCCUGGGAGCCGAGAUGUGGGGGCCCGAGGUCCUGCUGCUGCUGCUGCUCCUGGCGUCAUUCACAGGCCGGUGCCGGCCGGGUGAGCUGGAGACCUCGGACCUGGUGACCGUGGUGCUGGGCCAGGACGCCAAGCUGCCCUGCUUCUACCGAGGAGACCCCGGCGAGCAGGUGGGGCAGGUGGCGUGGGCUCGCGUGGACGCGGGCGAGGGCGCCCGGGAGCUGGCGCUGCUGCACUCCAAGUACGGGCUGCACGUGAGCGCGGCCUACGAGGGCCGCGUGGAGCAGCCGCCGCCACCACGGAGCCCCCUGGACGGCGCCGUGCUCCUGCGCAACGCGGUGCAGGCCGACGAGGGCGAGUACGAGUGCCGCGUCAGCACCUUCCCCGCCGGCAGCUUCCAGGCGCGGCUGCGGCUCCGCGUGCUGGUGCCCCCCCUGCCCUCCCUGAACCCCGGGCCAGCGCUUGAAGAGGGCCAGGGCCUGACGCUGGCAGCCUCCUGCACAGCAGAGGGCAGCCCAGCCCCCAGCGUGACCUGGGACACGGAGGUCAAGGGCACGGCGUCCAGCCGUUCCUUCAAGCACUCCCGCUCAGCGGCCGUCACUUCGGAGUUCCACCUGGUGCCCAGCCGCAGCAUGAACGGGCAGCCGCUCACCUGCGUGGUGUCCCACCCUGGCCUGCUCCAGGACCAGAGGAUCACCCACGUCCUCCAGGUGGCCUUCCUCGCUGAGGCCUCCGUGAGGGGCCUUGAAGACCAAAAGCUGUGGCAGGUUGGCAGAGAAGGCGCUACACUCAAGUGCCUGAGCGAGGGGCACCCCCCUCCCUCGUACAACUGGACACGGUUGGACGGGCCCCUGCCCAGCGGCGUCCGUGUGCAGGGGGACACGCUGGGCUUUCCUCCGCUGACCGCCGAGCACAGCGGCACCUACGUCUGCCACGUCAGCAAUGAGCUGUCCUCCAGGGACUCCCAGGUCACGGUGGACGUCCUCGACCCAGAGGAGGCCCCGGGGAAGCAGGUGGACCUGGUGUCGGCGUCCGUGGUGGUGGUGGGGGUGAUCGCCGCGCUCCUGUUCUGCCUCCUGGUGGUGGUGGUGGUGCUCAUGUCCCGGUACCAUCGGCGCAAGGCUCAGCAGAUGACCCAGAAAUACGAGGAGGAGCUGACCCUGACCAGGGAGAACUCCAUCCGGAGGCUGCACUCCCACCACUCGGACCCCAGGAGCCAGCCGGAGGAGAGUGUAGGGCUGAGAGCCGAGGGCCACCCCGAUAGUCUCAAGGACAACAGUAGCUGCUCUGUGAUGAGUGAAGAGCCCGAGGGCCGCAGCUACUCCACGCUGACCACCGUGCGGGAGAUUGAGACACAGACCGAACUGCUGUCCCCAGGCUCCGGGCGGGCAGAGGACGAGGAAGACCGGGAUGAAGGCAUCAAACAGGCCAUGAACCAUUUUGUUCAAGAGAACGGAACCCUGCGGGCCAAACCCACGGGCAACGGCAUCUACAUCAACGGGCGGGGGCAUCUGGUCUGA